This is a messenger RNA of Pan troglodytes (chimpanzee), 4630 nucleotides long. Its product is annotated as SLAM family member 8-like. Gene Ontology annotation, cellular component: membrane. Bases 351 to 773 code for a protein of 140 amino acids. The record is from RefSeq and is a predicted model, not a curated record. Lineage: Eukaryota; Metazoa; Chordata; Mammalia; Primates; Hominidae. The transcript has 4 exons.
AGAGAGUAGCUAAUGUCAAUACGAAAAUUACUGAAUACUGUACUGCAACAUUUUCUCUGUUUAAACCCAAAGAAGAUUUCAAUGAGGUGUUUGCAGCACUGCAGCCAACACUUCUGGAGUGCAUAGCUCUGCAGUGAAGGAUUCUGGAACCUGCAUUCAUCUGAAGGGCAUCCGAGGAGGUUCUGUCUUGUUUAAUGUGAUUGAGAGGCUCAGAGUAGUUGGAGGAGGUUCUAUGGGCUUUGGAUACUCUGUCAAAUCAUACAUUGUUGCUGCGAGUCCACAGGGGGGCCAACUCUCCAACCUGGUGGAGCCUGGAGGACAAGUUCAAGCAGAGGGUCCAUGUACCCAGCAUGUCAUCCCUGAGGAUUGAGAACCUGGCCCCUGAGGACGGUGGGCAGUACUUUGCCGUCAUCACCUCUACUAAGGGAGAAGGGAUUUUCCAGGUUUUCUACCUCACUGUCUAUGAGCCUGUGCCUCACCCUGAGUUCCUGGCAAAGUCACUGCCUAUCACACCAGGCUUGUGUAACAUCACCCUGGAGUGUAGAGUUCCAGGGGCCACAGAGGACCUGAAUAUGACUUGGGAAAGCAAGGGCCUCCUUGGAGAGCUGGAGCAGAGAGAAACACCAGGACCAGCCCCCAACCCCUGGACCCUGCCUGGGAGCCUGCCCCUGAGCCAGCCGAACAGCAAUCUCAACUACGUGGUCAGCAACCAGGUGGAUCAGAAAGCUGAUACUUUAGACCUUGGGAAAGUCUGUGCCCAAGGUGAGUGGUGAGUGUAGCCUGCGGGAUAGGAGAGGCUGCCCAAGCUCAGGUAGCACUGGGGUCUAAUGGUUCUGGGGUCUCUUCUCCACCAUGAGCAUUAGCACCACCUUCUACCUGCUCACCACACACAGCAGUGUGGGAGUCACAUACACCUUCGUUCUGCCUUUAAUCAUCUCUCCCAUCCAUUCCCUCCUCUUCACACCCCCACCAUGUCCCUGCUGGUUCAGACAGCAGCCUUCCGGAAGCUGUCCCACCCCAUCCAUCCUCCACUGAACAUCCAGAGUGGGCUUUGGGAAAAGUGGGUAAGAUUGGGUGGUUGUCUGUGUCAUCUGUGGGAUCUGGCCUCCAGUUACUCCCCCAUGGAAUUCAGGUCUCAGAUUCUUCUCUGCCCAUGUUUCUGGCCUCACCUGUGCACUUUGCACCAAACUGCUUGCUUUUAUUUCCGAACAUAUGUUCUGCUUCUUGUAAGCUUCUCAGAUUCUGAACAUGCUGUUUCUUACUCCAUCAGCCGUCCCACACCUAGUGUCCAACACUUCCCUUUUUAUUCCUUUCCACAUACUCCUUUCGGCCAUGGCCAGCUUUAUGGGCACAAGACACAUGCAGUCACACAGGGUUCUUCAGUCAGCAGCAUUCUACAAUGGGUUAAAACACUGCCAUUGCUGCCUGCAAGUUUUUAAUUUUUAAUCAAGGGAUUUUAAAUUUGCAUUGCACAGUGCCCUGAAAAUGAUGUAUCUGCUUCUGCACUCAGGCCCACCUCCUUAGGGAGAUGUCCGUGGCCCAAACAGUGAGUAGUAAUGAUGUGUUUAUGUCACUGUCUGCCCAGUAGACUGCAACAUCUUGAUAUUUUCCUUUGAAUCCCUGUGCCAAGCAAAGCUCCUGGCAACAUUUGCUCACAAUCAGUGUUCAUUGAAUGAAUAUAUGACCUGAUACCGUGUAUGCAGCCUUGUCCUCUCCAACCCUCCCUCCAAGAGUCACUGGGGGAUCUGAUGUGUCAGCAUCACAUUAAACCGCCUGCCACCUCCUCCCUCACCCCCAUCCUGGAGUGUUCAGCACUUAGCAUGACCACAAGUCCCUCCGGGCACAGACUCCUGCCUCCCUCUGACUCUCCUUGCCACAGCUUCUCCCUGCCCUGUCCCUCUCCUGCUGCAGUGGGGUGCCGGCAACUCCCAGGGCUGGUGUUUUGACACAGCCAUUUCCUGAACUUGGUGCUCUUCCUUCCUGGAAUGCCCCAGGCUGAAUAUCUGAGAAAUUCCUAUUAGCCCUUCAAGCCUCAGUUUAGCCAGCACUUCCUCUGGGAGGCCCUCCCUGAAGACCUUGUACAAGGUGGAAACCUGUAUCACAGCUACGAUCUCUCUGUCUGGCAGUUGGUAUUUUCUGUCUUCCCUCGUGGGUGCUGGGCUGCUGUGGACAUUGUCUUGUGCAUGUCCGCAUCCCUGGUAUCAAGCAGCAGCUCCUAACCGGUUGAAUGAAUGGACCUGCCAUGCUCCUCCCUUUGUAGCUUCUGCACCAGGCUCCUUCCCACUGCUCCACCUGCUUUCUCUCUCUGUCUCUCCUUUGGUAAUUUGUAUCUCAAAUUAUCUCCUGUCUUAACAUUUUCCACUCUCCCCAUGUGACAGGAACAGGUUCACACAAACAGGACAUGGUUAGACUGCUGCCAGGCAUCCUAGGGGCUGUUGUGGGUGUGCUGUUGGUACUGGGAGCUUGGCUCUACCUUUUGAAGAGGAAGAAGAAGAAGAUGGAAAGAAAAAGGCGCAAGUUGCAUUUCUCCUGACGUGCCCAGACACCUCCCUCCCUCACUAGAACCUCAGCUCUAUUUCUCUGAAUUUUGCUCCCAGGGAGUGGACUCUGCAGAGGGGAUGAUGGGUGUGGUCUUGGCCUUGGGGUUCAUGGCAGUGGGGAGGCAUACACAAUUUCAAGACACGGAUUCAAGCUUUGAUUUUGUCUCAGGUGGAGGAUUGCAGGAGAACCAAGGGGUCAAUGAUGGUGGCAUCCCCUUUCAAACGCUCAGCCAGCAAGUGUCACAGAAGGGCAAGGACAAGGGCAUCGGUGAACAAUAUCUGAAAAAAAAGAGGAGUCUGUCACUCCUCUCUACAGUGAGGUCUGUUAUCCAGACCAGACCAUGAAGAUCAUUUGAUUGGAGGAAGCAGGAGGAUCUGGCACUCCCAGGACACCUACACUCUAAGUCUAAAUCCUGCAGACCCCCGCCUUUCCCAGCUCUGGUUCAGUUCCCGCUUCCCCUUGUCUGUGUUACUCUAACCUCAUAGCCACAUUUCUACAGGGUACACAUGGCCUGGUUGUACUCUGUGACACCUCCCCAAGCUGUCCUUACACUUGGGCAGGGGCUGUUCUCCAUCACUGAGAUGUCUCCUGACCCCUCUCCUCCAGAAGCCUUCCCAAGAGGAGCCUGUCUGAUUGAGCAGGUGGUGAAUUCCGACCACCUCUGCCAUGUCACUGGUGUGUAUACUUCUGAGGACACAAGGCAGACAUGGGAACAGUGCAGAAGUGUUGACUAUGCUGCAGAGGAGGGAGAUAGGAUCUGUUUUCUGGAUGCUGAGUUUGAGGACAGCAUGGGUGGAUAGAAACCCGCAAAGGAACAGGCCAUGGCAUCUUUUGCAGAUUUUGUGUAGGGGUCUCUUGGGGGUAUCAGGCAGUGUGUGUGUGUGUGUGUGUGUGUGUGUGCGUGCAUGUUGGGAGGACUGUCUAGUGCACAUUAUACAACUGAACCAAAGCCACCUUUCUCAUCACCUGUGCUAAUCUGAGCCUAAUUUUCAGCCUCAGCCUGUGGAUUCAAACUCAAAUUCCUGUAGAGUGGAAAUAGAAAUGUCUAUCAUCUCAAAACCUUCCCAACCUCUGUGUCUCAGGGAGUGACCCUAAGAGGCCACAGGUGGGGAUUGUCUUAGAAAACAGCCUCAGCUCUUCCCUACUCCUAGGAUAGUGCACUUGGUUGUACGAACAGAUGUGAAGUAUCCUUCCAUGCCCCCUUGGUGAGGGCUACUUGGGCUCUGAUGGGUGAAGCUAUUGAGAAGAUCUAACCCAGCCCUCUCCAGCCUCUUCUUAUUCUGACCCUCAGUCUCCCUCAGCCAUGCUGGCCCAAACCCUAGGUCAACCACUUCUCUGCUCACUUGCAUCCCUCUGCCUGAAAUUAGUUUUCUCUCUGUGCUCCUCACCCUCACUCCCACCUGCUGAAAUUCUAGCGUGCUGCUCAAAGCCUUUCCCAAGAUGCCUGUUCUAUGAGCUUUAUGAAUCCUAAAGGUUUAAAAAUGACAUUUCCCAUAUAUGACUUUCCAGAACACCUUGGGCACUAUGUAUGGUCCCUGCCACAGUUUGCCCUGGGUUGGUCAUGAGUCUUCCUGCAGUACCAACCUGGGCUCUCUCAAGAGGGUGUGGGACUGUGGGAGGACAGGAUCAAGAAAACAAGCACCUCUUGGUGUAAAGGUUCUGGACCACCUUUCUCCCAUCUCCCAUCCUUCUGCUCAGCAGAGGGAGAUGCAGCACAGGAACUGCUGAUAGACUCUCUGGUGUGGCUCUACCUGGAAACAGGGGUGGACACAAUGAACUUCCUCGACUAUACAUGUCCUGAAGUCCUAGUUGGAGACUUCCUUACUCCCUUAUCAGCUUCUUAUUGUAAACCUGGCCAUGCUUCCACCAUGGUAUAUGGGUGGUUCUUCCCUCCUGAGGAGUCCUCACCUUCUUGCAACCUCUGCCUCCUGUUUGAAUCCCAGCUUUUAUGCAGAGAUGGGCUAACUCUAGUACCACGAGGUGCUGCAGCAUGUCUAGUGGCCUAGAUCCUUGGGUUCGUGGUUUCACUCACGCCAACCACAGAAAACAAAGGUCUGAAAAGAGUCUCUGUUAAGAGAUUGAGCACUAG